Molecule: messenger RNA, 897 nt
Organism: Pocillopora verrucosa
Lineage: Eukaryota; Metazoa; Cnidaria; Anthozoa; Scleractinia; Pocilloporidae
Product: QRFP-like peptide receptor
Biological process (GO): cellular response to hormone stimulus; G protein-coupled receptor signaling pathway
Cellular component (GO): plasma membrane
Molecular function (GO): neuropeptide Y receptor activity; peptide binding
Source: RefSeq, a predicted model, not a curated record
AUGUCUGUUGCUUUUGCCAUAACAACGACCCUCUUCAUACUUGUCUUAGUGGAUAUCGUGGGAAAUUCUCUCGUUUGUGUCAUAAUAUGGAAAAAUAGAAAUCUCAGGACACCCAUAAAUGUCCUGAUUUUCAAUCUUGCUGUGGCAGAUGCCCUCUUCGCGGCGUUUAUUUCACCCAAACUUAUUGUAGGUGCCAAUUUAAGGCACCCAGAGGGUUGGAUUAGUUCGAUUUUGUGCACAUUCAUAACUGGUGGAGGCUUUGGAUGGGUUGCAGCAGCCUGUUCCAUUUAUACUCUGGUUGCAAUCGCUGUGGAAAGAUAUUAUGCAGUAUUUGAUCCGCGUGGAAAAAGAUGGAAACUCACCAAUCGUAAACUGAAGGUUAUAAUAACCAUCGCCUGGCUUAUUGGGGUGACAAGCAACAUUCCAACUUUCAUUCACCUGAAGGUCACCAACGGCUUAUGCUAUGAAACGUGGCCCGACGAUUGGAAGAUCAGGACUUAUAAUAUAUUCCUUACAACACAAGUAUGUGUUGCCUUGUCAGUGAUGGUCACGCUGUACUCGAGGGUCGUUUUUGCCCUGUGGUUUAAACGAAAUGGUACUAAUGCGGUGACACCUCAGCAAAAAGGUAUAAUGGGGGUUCGCAAGCGAGUGACCAUAAUGGCUGUGGUUGUCAGCAUCAUUUUUGGAAUUUGUCAUGGCUCCAUCCAGUUCUUUUACACCUUGCACUUAUUCACUUCUUAUCAGAUGAGUUACGCAGUGUAUGCUUUUUCCAACCUGAUGAUAUUGUUCAAUUCUGCAGUCAACCCUUUCGUAUAUGCCUUACUCAACCACAAUUUCAGAGAGAAAGUGAAAGCAAUUCUCCGCUGCUCCAAGGUUAAGGUGGACGCGACGAGUUAG